UAAAUGCGAGGGAAACGGUGGGAAGGGGGGAGGAGAGGAAGGCAGGAAAAGGUUCGUUGAGCACUCUGUGAGCCAUGGCGAGAUUGCUCCUCCUACAGCUCCUGCACCUGGGCGCCGCCAUUGUAUUGCUCGCCGGCUUCUCUUCUCUGGCGCCUUUGGCAGAAGCAUAUGAUCCUCUUGAUCCAAAUGGGAAUAUCACAAUCAAAUGGGAUAUCAUGCAGUGGACUCCAGAUGGCUAUGUUGCUGUUGUUUCCAUAUACAAUUACCAGAAAUACCGACAUAUCCAAGCGCCUGGGUGGCAUCUUGGGUGGGUGUGGGCAAAGAAGGAGAUCAUCUGGACAAUGAUUGGUGGGCAGGCCACAGAGCAAGGCGAUUGCUCCCAAUUCAAAGGCAAUAUACCACACUGCUGCAAGAAGGAUCCGACCAUUGUUGACUUGCUUCCUGGGACACCUUACAACAUGCAGAUUGCAAAUUGUUGCAAAGGAGGAGUGCUUAGCUCAUGGGUUCAAUAUCCAGUUAAUGCAGUAGCAUCAUUUCAGGUCAGCGUUGGCCGUUCUGGAACUACCAACUAUACAGUGAAAGCGCCACUAAACAUCACUCUGAAGGCCCCAGGGCCAGGAUAUACUUGUGGAGUCGCUAAUGAGGUGAAGCCUCCUACUAGGUUCAUUUCUCUUGACGGGAGGAGAACAACUCAAGCUCAUGUGACGUGGAACGUGACUUGUACUUAUUCACAAUUUGUUGCUCAGAGAGCUCCAACAUGUUGUGUUUCACUCUCAUCGUUUUACAAUGACACGAUAGUUAACUGCCCAAAAUGUUCAUGUGGCUGCCAGAACAACAUAACCAGACCAGGGAGCUGUGUGGAGGGCAAUUCACCUUAUUUGGCUUCUGUUGUGAAUGAACCUGGCAAGAGCAGCUUGGCUCCUCUAGUACAAUGCACACCCCAUAUGUGCCCAAUAAGAGUGCAUUGGCAUGUUAAGCUCAACUACAGGGAAUACUGGAGGGUGAAGAUCACGGUUACUAAUUGGAAUUACCGGAUGAACUACUCGCAGUGGAACAUAGUCGUCGAACAUCCAAAUUUCGACAAAGUCACUACUAUUUUCAGCUUCAACUACAAGUCUUUGAACACCUAUGGAGUAAUAAAUGAUACUGGGAUGCUCUGGGGUAUCAAGUACUACAACGACCUGCUUAUGGUGGCUGGGCCAAAUGGAAAUGUGCAAUCCGAGCUUCUGUUCCGGAAGGACCCGUCUACGUUCACUUUCGACAAAGGCUGGGCCUUUCCAAGGCGGAUAUACUUCAAUGGUGACAACUGCGUCAUGCCUCCACCAGAUGUGUACCCAUGGCUACCUAACUCUUCUCCUGUGCUGAAGGCAUCACCCCUUGUUCAGCCCGUUGCCAUUUGGACAACAUUGUUGUUCUUGUGGCUUCACAUGUAGUGGCUAUUGAAGGAUUAGCUAAUCUUUAGGCAACUGCCAAAACUAGUGAUCGCAUCUCGCAUCGGGCUGUUGAUACAUCCUGAGUUUCUGGCAAGUUUAGGUUGUAGUCUUGCAUGAAAGGCUGAUUCUGGCCUGCUUUAAUUUGGUUGUGAUCCUGCAAGCAGGUUGUAGAUUCACAUUUUGUAUAUUCUAGAUCUGAAGAUUGAUUAAGGCAGCCCCAACCAACACCA
Messenger RNA from Phragmites australis (common reed), 1663 nucleotides. Its product is annotated as COBRA-like protein 1. The record is from RefSeq and is a predicted model, not a curated record. The transcript has 6 exons. Gene Ontology annotation, biological process: plant-type cell wall cellulose biosynthetic process; cellulose microfibril organization. Bases 75 to 1433 code for a protein of 452 amino acids. Lineage: Eukaryota; Viridiplantae; Streptophyta; Magnoliopsida; Poales; Poaceae. Gene Ontology annotation, cellular component: plasma membrane.